AUGCUUCCAUCUAGGUCUUGUGCCAUUCCAGAUAAAAUUGAAGAGCAGAGAAAGAACCUCGGACCAAAAGGAAAGAGGAGGUUAAAGAUGGAAUCUACAGUGAUGCGCAAUGCAAGCGUCUUUGUGUCGGAGUUUGUGCUGCACUGUGAAGUCACAUCACAAAUUCGAAGCUUCACAGUUGUUGCCUUGGCUAUCAUUUAUCUGGUGACCCUUGUUGGAAACAUUUUGGUCCUCCUGGCAAUAAUCCUGAACCACCAACUCCACACUCCCAUGUUUGUUUUGAUUGCUAUCCUGGCUAUUAUAGACUUGCUAAACAACACUAACCUCAUCCCUAAAAUGAUGGCUCUUCUUCUCUUUGACACUUCUCCAGUACCAUACCACGCCUGUGUGCUUCAGAUGUUAAAGAUGGAAUCUACAGCGAUGCGCAAUGAAACCGUCUUUGUGUCGGAGUUUGUGCUGCACUGUGAAGUCACAUCACAAAUUCAAAGCUUCACAGUUGUUGCCUUGGCUAUCAUUUAUCUGAUGACCCUUGUUGCAAACAUUUUGGUCCUCCUGGUAAUAAUCCUGAACCACCAACUCCACACUCCCAUGUUUGUUUUGAUUGCUACCCUGGCUGUUAUAGACUUGCUAAACAACACUAACCUCAUCCCUAAAAUGAUGGCUCUUCUUCUCUUUGACACGUCUCCGGUACCAUAUGGCACCUGCGUGCUUCAGGUGUACGUGGUCUUUCAUCUUGAGAUAUUUGAAAGCUUUCUUUUGGCUCUAAUGGCAUGUGACCGCUAUAUCGCUGUGAUUCACCCUUUGAGAUACCCUCAACUCGUAAAUGGCCGAACUAUUGCCCAUGCAGCCCUGAAGAUUUCAUCAUCUGAAGGCAAGGGAAAGGUCUUCAACGUGCUCGUCACACACCUGCUCGUGGUGUUGCUCUUCUAUUUGCCGUUGCUGACAGCUUUCAUUUUACCCAGAAUAGGAGUAAACCUGUCAACUGAAGCCUACAACACUUUGAUUACUAUUGCUGCUAUUGUCCCCCCGAUGAUCAAUCCCAUCAUCUACAGUUUUAGGAACAUGGAAAUGAAAAAUGCAAUAAAGAAACUUUUCACUGGGAAGAGAACAACUCAACAGCCAUAA
Molecule: messenger RNA, 1125 nt
Organism: Erpetoichthys calabaricus (reedfish)
Lineage: Eukaryota; Metazoa; Chordata; Cladistia; Polypteriformes; Polypteridae
Product: olfactory receptor 13G1-like
Exons: 4
Coding region: 1-1125 (374 amino acids)
Biological process (GO): G protein-coupled receptor signaling pathway
Cellular component (GO): membrane
Molecular function (GO): G protein-coupled receptor activity; olfactory receptor activity
Source: RefSeq, a predicted model, not a curated record